AGGCCCCGCCCCACUCUUUGCAGGACGUCACCGCGGACUGCAGGGGCCUGAGACGCCGCGACCGCCGCUGCCGCGCAGCCCCACAUCAGCGCACGGGGGACACCGUCCGCCGCAGCCAAAAAAGUCGCCGCUGCUAGAGUUGCCACCGUAUCGGUGCAGGGCAAGAUGGCGUCUGCCACAGACUCGCGUUAUGGGCAGAAGGAAUCCUCAGACCAGAACUUUGACUACAUGUUCAAGAUCCUCAUCAUCGGCAACAGCAGCGUGGGCAAGACGUCCUUCCUGUUCCGCUAUGCUGACGACUCUUUCACGCCUGCCUUUGUCAGCACCGUGGGCAUUGACUUCAAGGUCAAGACCAUCUACCGCAACGACAAGAGGAUCAAGCUACAGAUCUGGGACACAGCAGGACAGGAGCGGUACCGGACCAUCACCACAGCAUACUACCGGGGUGCCAUGGGCUUUAUUCUCAUGUAUGACAUCACCAACGAGGAGUCCUUCAAUGCCGUGCAGGACUGGUCGACCCAGAUCAAGACCUAUUCGUGGGACAAUGCACAGGUGCUGCUGGUGGGGAACAAGUGUGACAUGGAGGACGAACGAGUGGUGUCAUCAGAGCGUGGCCGGCAGCUGGCUGACCACCUCGGGUUUGAAUUCUUUGAGGCAAGCGCCAAGGACAACAUCAAUGUGAAGCAGACCUUUGAGCGCCUGGUGGACGUCAUUUGUGAGAAGAUGUCUGAGUCACUAGACACGGCUGACCCCGCGGUCACGGGUGCCAAGCAGGGCCCACAGCUCACGGACCAGCAGGCCUCCCCGCACCAGGACUGCGCCUGCUGAGAGCCUCUGGGUCCCCUCCCU
Orycteropus afer afer is the source of this 849-nucleotide messenger RNA. RefSeq names its product RAB3A, member RAS oncogene family (gene RAB3A). Gene Ontology annotation, cellular component: plasma membrane; endosome; axon. The record is from RefSeq and is a predicted model, not a curated record. Gene Ontology annotation, molecular function: GTP binding; GTPase activity. Gene Ontology annotation, biological process: axonogenesis; protein secretion; protein localization to plasma membrane. NCBI's taxonomy places the organism in Eukaryota, Metazoa, Chordata, Mammalia, Tubulidentata, Orycteropodidae.